Molecule: messenger RNA, 2594 nt
Organism: Tachysurus fulvidraco (yellow catfish)
Lineage: Eukaryota; Metazoa; Chordata; Actinopteri; Siluriformes; Bagridae
Product: P2Y purinoceptor 2-like
Exons: 2
Coding region: 133-1104 (323 amino acids)
Biological process (GO): G protein-coupled receptor signaling pathway
Cellular component (GO): plasma membrane
Molecular function (GO): G protein-coupled UTP receptor activity; A1 adenosine receptor binding
Source: RefSeq, a predicted model, not a curated record
GUUGAAAAAAAGGCAGUCUGAGGCAUUGCUGAGUGAUAAAACCAUGCAGAACAGAGAGUAAGAGAGAGAUUGAAAAGAGACAGUGAGAAGAGAAACAACAACAAAGAGUAAUAUAUACCUUCAUGAACAAAGAUGGCCGCUAUAAAUAUAUCAAAUUCCACCAGAAAUUGCAGCUUAACCGAGGAUUUUAACAUGGUGCUUCCAGUCACCUACAGUGUGGUGCUGGUUGUUGGCCUGCUGCUCAACCUCAUUGCCAUGUAUGCCAUCUUAUUCCGGAUCAAACACUGGAGUCCCAACACCAUCUAUAUGCUAAACCUGACUGUGUGUGACACCGUCUAUAUUCUGACACUACCCUUCCUGAUCUAUUAUCACUUAACAGAGAAAUACUGGCCAUUUACUGAAGCGUUUUGCAAAAUUAUACGCUUUCUCUUCUAUACCAAUCUGUAUGGUAGCAUCCUAUUCCUCAGCUGCAUCAAUGUCCAUCGCUACAUAGUUAUUUGCCACCCUGUGCGAUCAUUGGGCUGGGUUAAUCCCCGCCGUGCCCGUUAUGUCUCGAUCCUUGUCUGGGCAGUUGUCCUCAUCUUCCAGGCACCAGUGCUCUACUUUUCCCAAAAUAAGAAAAAAAAUGGAUGCUCAGACACCACAACAGAGGAACUCUUUAAACACUACCUUCCCUAUACGUCAGUUAUUUCAGUCAUUUUCUUUCUAAUACCCUUUGUUUUAGUGAUAGUCUGCAACAGCCUGAUGGUUCAGAAGCUCAUACAACCUAGCACAGUAGGAGGUGCAAUAUCUCAGCGCUCCAGACAAAAGUCUGUAAAGAUGAUUGUCAUCGUAAUGCUGGUCUUCAUAGUAUGCUUUGUGCCUUUCCACUUCACACGGAGUCUUAACUUCACUUUCCGUUACUUAAAAGUUAACUGCAAACUCCUGGAUGGAUCAAGGAUCGCCUACAAGAUCUCAAGGCCUCUGGCAAGUAUAAACAGCUGCAUUGACCCUAUCCUGUACUUCAUGGCUGGCCAGGGAUUCCGACGCACUCUACCUAAGAAGAUAAAGCAAGAUCAGAGAACUGAGGAAUAUAAGGUUGUCUUAAACUCCCAAUCAGACUAAACAAUUGGAAUAUGAAUAUGGACACUGAAAAGUUGUAUUAAAAAUUAAUAGACCAAACAAUAAAGUAAGUUAAUGAAAAAUAGAACGUAAUGAAAGAGCUGUAGAGACCGAAUGCUGUGACUUUAAAUCCCAGGACUGCCAGAGACACACUGACACACUGUGCUUGGUCUGAAUUCUCAGUUGUAAAAGUGGUUGUUGAGUAACUGUAAAUGUAGACUUUUGCUUUAAUAGUUAUUGAUAUCAGAAACGUUAACUUCUGUAGGACAGAUAUACAACAUUUAAAGGGAUGUGUGUUUAGAUUUUUAAGUUUUCUUUGAAUAGAUGUUUAUUGUAAAAAUUUUUGGAAAGAGUCUCCAAUGUCAGGGCUUUGUACUAAUCAGAUGUUCUCUACACAAAAAUCCUUCAGGAGAGAGAACGAGAAAAAAAAAAGACUGGCAAGUGGAAAAAAACAGGCUGAUGAGGAAACGAUUGUUUAUAGUUGUAAAGUUAGCAAUAACAUAACCUAACAUGUUUUGAGAAUGAUUCGCAGCUGUGGUAUUUGAGGAAUUGCAAACUUGGGGACAUGCUGUUAUGGAAAAAGAAUCAACUUUGGGCCGGUAACACUAACAGUGCUUCAUAUGAGGACACCUUAUGCAUCCUCAGCUUUGAUUAUUAUCCCAAACCAGCCAAAAUCCCAAAGUGUUUUGCUCCUCAUUUACAAUACUGUUCACUGUUUGGGAUCAAUUGGAAAUGUCCUUGUUUUCCAAAGAAAAAUCCAUUUUAAUCCUUUUCAAAAACAUUAAAAUUAAUCAGAUGAUAUUAAAGAAAGAUUGUCACUAAAAGAUUGUGGCACAGAGGCCAUUAAUAGAAUAGCAACCAUCAGAUCUUUGUUUCAAUCUCAUGUGUUUACUAAGUUAAUUAUUGAUUGAUAACUGGUUAAAUAACCGAUUAUUAGAAAACCCUUUUACAAUUCUGCUAUCCCAGCUGAAAACUGGUGUACCGAUUAAGGGACCAAUACAAGUGGACUUCUUUACGUUGUUUGCAGGCUCAAAUGGCCAUAAAUAAAGACCUUUCUUUCUUUUCAUGGUAAAAACUUAUCUUAACAUGCGGUCAGCUACUCCCUUCAUAGAGCAGUGCAAACUGGUUUUAACCAGACCAGGAAAAGGAGUGGGGGGCCUUUUGGAAAACAAGGACAUUUCAAAGUGAUUCCAAACUGAUAACUGUAAACUGUAGCCUACAUAAUAAAACAUAUACUUACUUAUACUGUAAACACAUGCUUGCCAGAUAGCUUUCAUGUCAUGUUUAUAACACAUUAUAUACUGCAUUUUGGUGUUAUUUUUGAAUAAAGAGCCUUUCAAAUGUCAAAACCAACAUAUUACCUAAAACAAACAAUAUACAUAUACUUUGCAUAAUUCCUUUUAAUUCAUUUAUAAUUAAUUGUAUUUUUACAUAGACUUUAUAUUAUACUGCUAUAUUGUUUAUGUCAGCAAACCUCUUUUGAACAGAAUAUU